AUGUACCAGUAUACCAACCAUUCAGUACCCACUUACACCAAAGAAACUAGUUACCAUAGUUUACCCGAUACUUAUUAUCCUUCACAACCUCAACAAAAUUAUGGCUGGUAUACACAACAACCUUUAGCUGCUUCUUCAACUCCUGUCCUAACAACAAAUACAACAAAUACUGGUACUCCACCAUCUCCUCCUCAUACUUCUAAUCGACCAAAAAUUACUACUUCACUUUGGGAAGAUGAAGGUACUAUAUGUUAUCAAGUAGACGCUCGUGGCAUUUGUGUGGCAAGAAGACAAGAUAAUGAUAUGGUCAAUGGUACAAAAUUAUUGAAUGUUACUGGUAUGUCUCGUGGCAAAAGAGAUGGUAUACUCAAGAACGAAAAAGGUCGGGUGGUGGUUAAAGUAGGUGCUAUGCAUCUAAAAGGCGUUUGGGUGACCUUCUCACGUGCAAAGGCUUUGGCUAUUCAACAUAAUAUCAAAGACGUACUUCACCCUUUGUUUGUCGAUGAUCCUUCCAUCUAUUUCUAUUCCAACCCUAUGGCUCCUCCUCAUGCAAAUUAUUUUAUACCCACCAACCAAAUGUAUCUACCUCAAGCAUCCAAUUCUGUAGAA
Messenger RNA from Halteromyces radiatus, 609 nucleotides. Its product is annotated as transcription regulator HTH, apses-type DNA-binding domain-containing protein. The record is from RefSeq and is a predicted model, not a curated record. The annotation marks the transcript as partial. Lineage: Eukaryota; Fungi; Mucoromycota; Mucoromycetes; Mucorales; Cunninghamellaceae. Gene Ontology annotation, biological process: positive regulation of transcription by RNA polymerase II. The transcript is spliced from 3 exons. Gene Ontology annotation, cellular component: nucleus. Gene Ontology annotation, molecular function: DNA-binding transcription factor activity; sequence-specific DNA binding.